This is a messenger RNA of Hippocampus zosterae (dwarf seahorse), 1862 nucleotides long. RefSeq names its product prolactin 2 (gene prl2). The record is from RefSeq and is a predicted model, not a curated record. Gene Ontology annotation, molecular function: hormone activity. Gene Ontology annotation, biological process: response to nutrient levels; positive regulation of receptor signaling pathway via JAK-STAT. Bases 1066 to 1743 code for a protein of 225 amino acids. Gene Ontology annotation, cellular component: extracellular region. NCBI's taxonomy places the organism in Eukaryota, Metazoa, Chordata, Actinopteri, Syngnathiformes, Syngnathidae. The transcript is spliced from 5 exons.
AGACAACACGUGCACCGGGCCGGAGGUGGAGGACUGUUGGGUGCAGGCGACGGACAAAUUGGCAUAUGACAUAUUUGCCCAAUAUGUUGCCCUCAGUGGAGCCUACACACAUAUUCAGAGCACCCCCACCCCCACAUAGAGUUAGGCCACAGCCUUCAUAAAAUAUGGAAUACAUUCCUUUUCCUCAACGUUUCAUGCACAACACCAUGACAAAAUGAAAAUGACUACCGUAUAUUCCGAUAUUCUAAAAAUAGCUGCAUACCGAUUCUGCUUCUUGAUAAUAUUUCAGGGGCCGUGGAGUGGCAAUAAGGUUAAAAACGGAUAUAUGAAUUGAAAGCCUUUAAUAAAUCAAACACCUUAACUAUCAUACAAAAAUAGUUUCACUCAUAAGGACUGUUAAAUAUCAGUCAUUGUGUACCACAAGGCGCUAUCGUAGGUCCCUUCUUUAUCUUCUGUCUUGCAUUCAUUUGUGAAAUUAUUCUUUUAUCGUCUGGCUUGUAUCAUUUUCUGGCUUGUUAAGGAUCAGACAAAACCAGGCAAAAGUUUCACUUGCAAGGACUGGUAAGGAUCAGUCGUGGUGUACCACAAGGUACUAUCCCAGAUCCCUUCUUUAUCUUCCGUCUUGCAUUCAUUUGUGAAAUUAUUAUAGUUUUGACUCAAAAAAAUCAUUUUUUUUUAGAUUUUAAACAAAGAUUAAACAUUGUCACACUUCACUGUUGAGAAAAAAACAUGCUUAAUCACAAAUUCUCUGAUAAAAUCCAUCGAUCAUUUUCUAUAGUGCUCGUCUUCAAUUGGGUUGUGGGUGAGCUGAUUCUAUCAGAGCUAAAAAAAUAAAAAUAAAAAUCUUGUAUUGUUAAAAUGUCCCUGUUUCAUUCAAAGUUGCUUCCACGAGUAUGUGAUCUCAAGCUAUGAUUCAUGAUUCACCGUAGUACGAACACUAUGUCAAACGUCUGACCCCUUCGUAACCUGCCUCCCUCCCCGCCUCCUUGCUCUUUUGGUCACUAUUAAAGAGUCAGAGAGGGACACUUACACUCGGGAGAAAGGAGCUCCACUUCACUUUCCAGGAUGUCACGAAGCCUCACAUCAGUUUGGAUGCUACUGGUCAGUAUAACGUUGGGCAGCAGACCGGCCAUCGUGGCUGCUGCACCCGUCUGCGGCAACGGCCAGGCCAGGUGCCGCGUCCUCUCGCUGGCCGACCUGUUUGACAGAGUCAUCCAGCACUCGGCCAGGAUGCACGGCAUCUCCAAUGACCUUCACUCCGAGUUUCAGGAGCAGUACUUCCCGCCCAGUCGGAAUCAUGUUGGAAGGACGAGUCGCAACUGUCACACCUCCGACCUCCUCACCCCCAAUGGCAAGGAGAACGCUCAGAGAAUAGCGCGCGAGGAGCUAACCGAGGUGAUCCUGAAGCUCCUCAAGGCGUGGAGAGACCCCCUGUGGCACUUCCACCAGAUCACAGCCCACCAGCAUGACCUGGCCAAUUUCAGCUCAGACAAGGCCCUCGAGAUGAGCGACAUGGUGCAUGAGCUACGCAAAGGUGUGGAAAAAGUAGCCGAAAAGAUGCAGACACUGGGGAUGAUCAGCAACUCCGUCGGCACCCUGGCGGAUUUCCUGCCCUCGGAAAGCGGCGGGUGGCGACUGAUGAAAGGCCACGAGCUCCUCUACUGCUUUCGCCGCGACUCGGACAAGAUCAAGAACUACCUGAAGAUCCUCAAGUGUCGCAUCGUCCCCGAGCACGGCUGCUGAAGGGAAGAAUCACACAUCAAAUAGAGAGGCUGAAGUUCCGAACAGAUGAAAGGUUUUAGUAUGGGGUGCGUAGGCAGCAAUAGUGAAAUCCAAAAGACUUUGACCACAUUUCUUCAUAU